This is a messenger RNA of Uncinocarpus reesii 1704, 384 nucleotides long. RefSeq lists its product as uncharacterized. The transcript has a single exon. NCBI's taxonomy places the organism in Eukaryota, Fungi, Ascomycota, Eurotiomycetes, Onygenales, Onygenaceae. Bases 1 to 384 code for a protein of 127 amino acids. The record is from RefSeq and is a predicted model, not a curated record.
AUGCAGCAGAGAAGAAGAAGAAGAAGAAGAAGAGAAGGACUGAAGCCUGCCAGGCAUGUAAGACCAUCGCGUGCAGGCUGCAACCCGGGGGGUAUCAAAUUGCAAGAGAACACGAUGAGCAGCAGGCAGAAACGGGCCUGCAACAAGCAGCAAGCAGCGUCGACCGCCGGGUGUCACUGCGCGCCAGCGGUUGCCGGCAGGCUCGCUCGUUGGUCGUUGGGCGGCAGCCUCACUUUGGCUCAAAACGAGGCGGGCGUCCCGUUCGGGCCUAGCGCGUGGUGGCAGCCAGUUUCGACGUCACCGCCUUCGCGCCUGCAGAAAACGCUUUCGGGCAUCGCGAGACAUAUAAAGCGCUGGUCGCCAGGGUCGGCGGGCACUGCUUGA